This is a messenger RNA of Monascus purpureus, 1254 nucleotides long. NCBI's taxonomy places the organism in Eukaryota, Fungi, Ascomycota, Eurotiomycetes, Eurotiales, Aspergillaceae. The record is from the annotation of a GenBank genome assembly.
AUGGCCGCGGAACGGUUGAGUUCACUCCUGAGCCACUUGAGGCCGGGCUCAAGCAGUGGCGUAUCAACAAUCACCCAGAAGAAUCCCGAUGAUAUCGUUAUCACUCUCGCUGUGCGGACACCCUUAGCCAAGGCAGUGAAGGGUGGCUUCAAGGACACAGGCCUUGACUACAUUAUCUACGCUUUGUUGAAAGAGACGCUGGCAAAGUCCAACAUCGACCCGGCUCUUAUUGAAGAUGUUUGCCUGGGAAAUGUCAACAAUGGAAAGGCUCCUUAUAUUCUUCGUGCAGCUUCCCUUGCGGCCGGAAUCCCCGAUACUGCAGGCGCCUCUUCGGUGAACAGAUUCUGCUCGUCAGGUCUGAAGGCCGUCCAGGAUAUCGCCAACCAGAUCCGACUAGGCGCCAUCGAUAUCGGAAUCGCAAUUGGCGCGGAAUCCAUGUCAUCAGGUGCAGAGCCUAUGGAGCCAUUCCACGAAGACAUUCUCAAGAACCAGCAGUCAGCCGACUGCUUGCAACCCAUGGGGCAGACAUCCGAGAACGUCGGCGCUGAUUUCGGCAUUACGCGUGAAAUGCAGGAUCGGUACGCAGUGGAGUCAUUCAGACGCGCAGAAGCUGCACAGAAAGCGGGAUGGUUCGAUGAAGAGAUCGUUCCCAUCACGACAAAGGUGAAAGAUCCCAAGACUGGAGAGGUAAAGGAGGUCACUUUGACCCGGGAUGAAGGGAUCCGGUACGGAACCACCUAUGAAGCUCUCAGCAAAAUCCGACCUGCCUUCCCUCAGUUUGGGAAUCGGACAACCGGUGGAAAUGCUAGUCAGGUGACAGAUGGUGCUGCCGCGGUUCUCCUCAUGCGCCGCUCCAAGGCAAUUGAACUGAACCAGCCCAUUCUCGCUAAAUUCUGCGGUGCCACCGUAGCCGGCGUGGCGCCUCGCAUCAUGGGCAUUGGACCUUCCGUGGCGAUACCGAAGCUCCUGAAGCAGUUCAACCUGGACAAGAACGACAUUGACAUCUUCGAGAUCAACGAGGCCUUUGCCUCGAUGGCGGUCUACUGUCUCAACAAACUGGAACUAGACCAUGCCAAGGUCAACCCAUGCGGCGGAGCGAUUGCGCUAGGCCAUCCUCUUGGCGCGACGGGGGCGAGGCAGAUCUGUACGAUCUUGAGCGAGGCAAAGAGGACGAAGAAAAAGAUCCUGGUGACGAGCAUGUGCAUUGGCUCUGGGCAGGGAAUGGCUGGGCUGUUCGUGAAUGAGCAGGAGUAA